AUGGCCAGGGCACGGCAGUACUUGCUCCUGAAGGGCACCAGUCCGAACCAACCGAGGAUGCUAUGGCUGGCACGAGGGGGGAUGAGGUGGAAGGAGCUGGACACCAUUCUGGAUGCACAGGUCAAGGCGACACGGCGCAGCCCCAGAGCCCUCAUCAUUCACCUGGGCUCCAACGACCUGUGCUCGGUCAAGGGCAGCCAACUCUACCUUGACAUGGUGGCAUCAAUCCUUCGGAUACAACUCCAGCUUCCUGACACCAGGAUCAUCGUAUCCUCAAUGCUGCCCAGGCGCUACUGGCACGAUGCCAGGGACCCACUAAAGAUCGAGGGGAUGCGGAAGAAUACCAACCGCCGACUGGCCAACCGAGUCAAAGAGCUCGGCGGUACAAUGGUGCCACAUCCCCAGAUCCUGGCAUCAGACAAGACAUGGUACGCCUGGGAGGGCGUCCACCUCAGCGACAAAGGACUAAAUUCUGUCCACACCCCUCCUCCAGUUGCUAGACCUGUUGUCUCCACCCUUCCUCCAGAUGCUUUAUCCACCGUUCCCUUCCCUCCUUCAGGUGUAACAUACACUGUCCCUAUCCCUCCUCCAGAUAAUAAACCUGUUGUCUCCACCCUUCCUCCAGAUGCUUUAUCCACCGUUCCCUUCCCUCCUUCAGACGUAACAUACACUGCCCCUAUCCCUCCUCCAGAUAAUAAACCUGUUGUCUCCACCCUUCCUCCAGAUGCUUUAUCCACCGUUCCCUUCCCUCCUUCAGACGUAACACACACUGUCCCUAUCCCUCCUCCAGAUAAUAAACCUGUUGUCGCCACCCUUCCUCCAGAUGCUUUAUCCACCGUUCCCUUCCCUCCUUCAGACGUAACAUACACUGCCCCUAUCCCUCCUCCUGAUAAUAAACCUGUUGUCUCCACCCUUCAUCUAGAUGCUUUAUCCACCGUUCCCUUCCCUCCUUCAAACGUAACCUACACUGUCCCUAUCCCUCCUCCAGAUAAUAAACCUGUUGUCUCCACCCUUCCUCCAGAUGCUUUAUCCACCGUUCCCUUCCCUCCUUCAGACGUAACAUACACUGCCCCUACCCCUCCUCCAGAUAAUAAACCUGUUGUCUCCAUCCUUCCUCCAGAUGCUUUAACCACCGUUCCCUUCCCUCCUUCAAACGUAACCUACACUGCCCCUAUCCCUCCUCCAGAUAAUAAACCUGUUGUCUCCUCUCUUCCUCCAGAUGCUUUAUCCACCGUUCCCUUCCCUCCUUCAGACGUCACAUACACUGCCCCUACCCCUCCUCCAGAUAAUAAACCUGUUGUCUCCACCCUUCCUCCAGAUGCUUUAUCCACCGUUCCCUUCCCUCCUUCAGACGUAACCUACACUGUCCCUAUCCCUCCUCCAGAUAAUAAACCUGUUGUCUCCACUCUUCCUCCAGAUGCUUUAUCCACCGUUCCCUUCCCUCCUUCAGACGUAACAUACACUGCCCCUAGCCCUCCUCCAGAUAAUAAACCUGUUGUCUCCAUCCUUCCUCCAGAUGCUUUAUCCACCGUUCCAUUCCCUCCUUCAAACGUAACCUACACUGUCCCUAUCCCUCCUCCAGAUAAUAAACCUGUUGUCUCCACUCUUCCUCCAGAUGCUUUAUCCACCGUUCCCUUCCCUCCUUCAGACGUAACAUACACUGCCCCUACCCCUCCUCCAGAUAAUAAACCUGUUGUCUCCUCUCUUCCUCCAGAUGCUUUAUCCACCGUUCCCUUCCCUCCUUCAGGCGUAACAUACAUUGCCCCUACCCCUCCUCCAGAUAAUAAACCUGUUGUCUCCUCUCUUCCUCCAGAUGCUUUGUCCACCGUUCCCUUCCCUCCUUCAGACGUAACAUACACUGUCCCUAUCCCUCCCCCAGACGCUUAA
Messenger RNA from Haliotis rufescens (red abalone), 1887 nucleotides. RefSeq names its product leucine-rich repeat extensin-like protein 3. NCBI's taxonomy places the organism in Eukaryota, Metazoa, Mollusca, Gastropoda, Lepetellida, Haliotidae. The record is from RefSeq and is a predicted model, not a curated record. The coding region runs from base 1 to 1887 and encodes 628 amino acids. The transcript has 2 exons.